Peniophora sp. CBMAI 1063 is the source of this 1029-nucleotide messenger RNA. The record is from the annotation of a GenBank genome assembly. NCBI's taxonomy places the organism in Eukaryota, Fungi, Basidiomycota, Agaricomycetes, Russulales, Peniophoraceae.
AUGGCUACUCAUACUCAAGUUUCCGCUUUCAAAAGUCCUUGGCCUUCGCCUGACGGGUUACCUCCGUAUCCUCGAUAUAGCCUUGACGAUUGGCUAGAGGAGAUGUCCUCUACCGCACCUAUCCACCACUCAAAACUCUACCUUGACGGCGGAGAUGUCGUCUUUCAGGUAGAGAACCUGCUCUUCCGACUACACUCGUACUUCUUUGUACGCGAGUCUGCGUACUUCCGCGAGCUCCUGCAAGAGCCCCACGGCACGUACGGCGAGCUCAGAGUUCGCCCGAACUCAGACCGGCAGCCCUUUCAUCUCGAGGGUAUCACGGUACCAGAGUUCGCCGCUCUAUGCUGGAUCUUCUACAACCCCAAGUACUCCGUCUACGAAGCAAGCGCGGACAAAUGGGCGAUGAUCUUGCAUCUCGGACAAGGAUGGGGGUUCGCCGAGGUGACCGCCCUCGCCGUCCGCGAACUCGAGAAGCUCGACGUUCCGCCUGUGCAGAAGAUCGCGCUGUAUCAGCGACACGGGAUCGACGGAUCGCUUCUCCAGGCUGCGUUCGAAGCGCUCGCCCGCCGCCCCGAACCGCUGUCUCCCGCAGAGGGUAUGCUUCUCGGUAUCGAGACUUUCGCUCGUAUCGCCCACGCGCGUGAAAUGGCCCGUGCACCGGAGACGCCCAGUCCUACGUUGCUCAAUAUCACUACGGAUGGCCUGCGUGGGAUCUUGGAGAAGGUCGGGCUCAGCCCGUCGAUCAAGCUUAGGACGGAUGGGCAAAGCGGGUUGGGUCCACUCACUGCCCCUGCUCUCGGACAGCAGAGCCGUCGUCCAUUCGAUACUGUUCCGCCUACACCACUCGAGUCGAUCCCGGAGACGCCUACGACCAACUCGUCCGAGGCGCCUCCGUCGUACGACAAGACGCACUCAAAAGGAUCGUACCAAGGUACGACCGGUAUGCGCCGAACCAACAGCCUAGGGUUCGGCUUCGGACAUACUCCAACGGCGCCUUGGACCGGCAGAGUCGGUGAGAGGAGGACGUGA